Anopheles stephensi (Asian malaria mosquito) is the source of this 8547-nucleotide messenger RNA. RefSeq names its product feline leukemia virus subgroup C receptor-related protein 2. The coding region runs from base 2048 to 3472 and encodes 474 amino acids. Lineage: Eukaryota; Metazoa; Arthropoda; Insecta; Diptera; Culicidae. The transcript is spliced from 11 exons. Gene Ontology annotation, cellular component: membrane. The record is from RefSeq and is a predicted model, not a curated record. Gene Ontology annotation, biological process: transmembrane transport; heme export. Gene Ontology annotation, molecular function: heme binding; heme transmembrane transporter activity.
UCUCGGGUUUUGUUGCAAACAAAAGUGGCACUUGUUGGACAGUCUGUUGAAGCGCCAAAGCAACGCACUUUCGCUAGUUUGUGUUUGUGAUUUAUUUACUGGCAAGAAAUUUGAUUUUGCCAGUAAACAAUCGGAGCUUUUAUAGAAAAGUGAAAUCACCACCACUCGAUUACUCCAGGUGUCUAAUCGUGAAGUGUUUGUUUUGAGCGGUGAAUCGUUGCAAAGUCCUGAACAAGUGUGCGAAUUAUGUUGGAAUUUUUAAAUUUUUAUUGAAUUACACAAAUCCAUACUUCCACGCUUCUUCGACCUUCCCAAAAAAAAAAACCAGCGUGCAGCGAUAGUGCUUGUGUGCGUGUAGUAAACGUUAAUGAUAUUGUGGAUGAGCAGUGUCUUGUACGCGAUCGUUUGUGCCGAGCCGAGCAGAGUAUUGUGCCGAUUACCCCACUUACGCACUCAUCGUCUAAACCGUCGACAGCCACUCGACGACUCGUUGACUGUGGACGCUGAUAAGCACAAUAUCGGAAUCGAAUGAUUCCGCAACAAUUUCCAUCAGCUGAGCGUGGUCCACAGUGGUUCGUCACCCGUCAUCAACCUUGCCGAGCGGCUGCUGAUACUGAUUAGGGCACGAGUAUUGCCUUGGGUGGGAGGUUAAAGUACUGAGCCCUUCGCGUACCCUACGCGUGAUCGUGCGAACGUGCGGAAGUGAACAGUGUGCGUGUGUGUGUGAGUGUGUUUGUUAGGGAACUCCGUCGGCUACGCGAACCCAUCGUACACAGGCUAAAGGGCUAAAGGCACGCAUCGAAAACAAACAAAACAACAAGCACGCCGUGUUGGCUGGUACGGCGAGCUACGGUUCACCUAUGCGAAUCUUACCGUCGUUGGUUUGAUUUUCGGAGGCAAAACAGUUUCGAAGGGGCAGCGAACGUACAUCAAACACGCCGACUCAUCCACUUGCAACGAGAGACCCUGUGUUCCCAGAGUUAUCUCUAUCCACCCUUAAGACUACCUUGAACCACCGAAACAGCAAAUCCAUUAGCGUACGUGCGCCAUUCUCUCUGCGGACCAUCUUGCGGAAAUGCAACGAGCGCUUUCCAUCGAAUCGAAACCACGUCGCCCGGAGUGCAUUUUCCCGAAAUAGAUUCGCCUCACCUUGCACUGCGCUUCUGCCGUAGUUCUCGAGCGCAUUACGAGGAUUAGCAUCGCGCUUAUGCUCUUAAGCAAAGCGUUCGCUCACACCGGCACUACCAACAACAACAAGCUGCUACGCUCCUAACGAGCGCUGAGCAUCAGGAGCGAGGACAAAAACAAAUCAAUAGGUCUGUUUCAUUAUUAAUAAGCCGGUUUUUGUGAGCCGUGGGCUCUGCAUGCGGUGCGGCUGAGAGCGGCAUGUAAGUUGAACGUGGAAAGAUCGCAAAAACACAUCCAGCACAACGCCGACAUCGCAACGCUGGCGGGAAUCGUAUGAAGAAGCGUGAAAAUUAUUCCCACACCGAAAUGGAUCGAUAAAGGCUGAGAAAGAAGCUAUCGAUUUGCUGCAAGCCAUUUAUAGCUAAUGAAAGAAACGGUUUGAUGUACGGGCGACAAAAUAGCAACCGGAUCGAUCGAAACGUGUAAACCAUCGACGCCUGAAACUUGGGCACAAUAACAAUAAAAAAGAGUUGCUUUACAAAGCGCUCAAAUCCCCCGGCGAGAAGUGUUGCAGAAGAACGGAAAAGUCUUUUUAUAUCUAACGAAACGUAACAUGACAAUAAAUCCAGUACCUUACAACUACUUUUAAUAUUGCUCUUGCAAAAUCUUCACACCGCUCGUCCGGUGGUACGUACCGAGUGAGGGCACGGUCACGAAUUGGCAGUUUAUAAAAACGAGCUCAACGAACAACGCGUACAUGGCGUACAGCUAAAACUUAUCCACCAAAUAUAAGGGAUACAAAACGAAAACGAGUGGCACAAGCUUAUACCAAAGUUCCACGACGAGGAAAAGUUUUGAUAAGUAGAAAAGUCAUCAUCACCACGUGAUCGUGCCAACGCAAGCCAUCAAACCAACGAAAAUGGAUCUGAAACAUUCCAACGUGCCGGAAGUGACGGUCGUGGCCGAUGCGUACAUGCCCGGCAGCAAGUCGUCGGAUUUGAUCAAACCGCCGGCAACGAAUGGAUCGAGUGCAACACUCGACAAACCGGCUCUGCCAGCAGGUGAGUUCCGGGUGUACAAACGGCGCUGGAUAGUGCUGGCCAUCUUCGUGAUGUAUUCCGCCUCGAAUGCACUGCAGUGGAUCCAGUACAGUAUCAUCGCAAACAUCGUGCAGCGAUAUUACAACAUCACCAGCACCUGGGUCGACUGGACGUCGAUGAUUUUCAUGAUCCUGUACAUUCCGCUCAUCUUUCCGGCCAGCUGGAUUCUGGAUAAAUUGGGACUUCGAAUUGCGGCCAUAAGCGGUGUGCUGGGUACGUGCCUCGGUGCCUGGGUCAAGUGUUUCUCCGUCAGCCCGGACCUGUUCUGGGUGGGCUUUGUGGGCCAGUCGAUCGUGGCCGCCUCACAGGUGUUUAUCCUGUCGCUUCCGGCCAAGGUAGCGGCCGUCUGGUUCGGACCGGAUCAGGUGUCGUCGGCCUGCAGCAUCGGUGUGUUCGGUAAUCAGCUCGGUAUAGCGGUCGGGUUUCUUGUGCCACCGAUGCUGGUGGAAAACCAUGACGACAUCAGCCUCAUCGGUGAUGACCUACGGCUGAUGUUUUACAUUGUGGCCGGCGUCACGACCGUGCUUGUCGUGCUGGUGCUUUUCUUCUUUAAGGCAUCGCCACCGACACCUCCGUCCGCUGCACAGGAAGCCACCAAAACGCCCAACCCGCUGCAAUCGUCGCCGUUCCUGCACUCGAUCAAGCGGUUGAUGCUUAACCGGAACUACGUGCUGCUGCUCAUCUCGUACGGCAUGAACGUGGGUGUGUUCUAUGCCAUCUCCACGCUGCUCAAUCAGAUUGUCCUGACACAUUAUCCCGGGCACGAGGUUGAUGCUGGCCGUAUCGGUGUGUGUAUCGUGUUUGCUGGUAUGCUGGGAUCCGUUGCCUGCGGUAUCGUUCUCGAUAAGACGCAUCGAUUUAAAGAAACUACACUAGCCGUCUACAUUUUCACCAUGAUUGGUAUGUGGAUCUACACGUUCACCCUUUCGGUGGGUCACAUUGCUGUGGUGUACGUCACCUCCUCCCUGUUGGGCUUCUUCAUGACCGGUUACCUACCGGUUGGGUUCGAGUUUGCGGCCGAGCUGACGUACCCGGAACCGGAAGGCACCUCGACCGGGCUGCUGAAUGCCGCUGCCCAGGUGUUUGGUAUCACCUUCACCAUGCUCUACUCCGAGCUGCUCAACACGAACGGUGACAUCGUGGCGAACGUAACGAUGGCUGUGAUGCUGCUGGUCGGUUCGAUCGUAACCGCCGUCAUACGGUCCGAUUUGAGGCGUCAGGCCGCUCAAAACCCGAACCCGUAAGCUGGGGUUCUUGGGCCGGUGCCAUCGGGAGUCACCCGUUUUGCUAAGAUAAGUGAAAUGUUAAAUGAAUAGGUUAGGGUUCGCGUUUGGGGUCGGUCGGCAAAAGAAGAUGAUGAUGAUUCUUCGUUGCUUCGUUUUGAGUUCGUUGUUGGAAUGUGGGAAAUUGUUUUACGUUUUUCGAGUUAUUUUAUUUCUAUCUGAUUGUUAUGUUUAAGUUCUUUGAAUCGUAUUGAAGUGCAGAAAAAUUCAACUUUGUUGUCUUUAAACACAUCUUUAAGAGCAAUUAAGAGUGCCAAGUCACCAGCUCAUUAAGGAGUAAAAAAUAACUAAUCACCCGGAAAAGAACAACUUGUCGUACAACUUGGCCAAAUACUUCCGGUUGAACAGGGAUAGCAACGAGUCUCAAGCGUUGGCCAUGAAACUUUUUACUCCUAAAGUUGCUCAGCAUGAAAAACUCUGCUCUGAAAAGCAGCAUGUUUCGUUAAUCCAUCGCGAUAAGAAAAGUCUUCCCAUUGUACCGGUUUCUUGUUUUCUGGUCGUUAAAAAUGCUUCCACCUUCUUUAUUCCCACGAUAGAAAUCAAUCCGUAAUGAUUUUUUUUCGGCAUUGAUAAGCACAAGGAGAAGAGGAACACAGCUUUUCCCCUGGUACUUGGUGCCCUGUUACCAAAGUGUGGCUAAUUUUCCAAACAACUUGACGUCCUCGUCCACCAAGCGUCAAUUAGAAGGUCGGUUUUCUUUUUCUUUCUACUGUAUUUUUAAGGCCCUUCUUAACUUUCCUCCCUGCGGUGGACGGUUUUGAAUUUUGAACUUUUCUCCCUCAUUUCCUGUUUUUUUUCCAGGAGUGCUCUGGAAUGUCCAAUAAUCCUUCAUUUCCUCUUGCCCAUGAAAUAGCCACAGGCAUUUACGCUUGGCGCGUUUUCCCGCAAAAAGCAACCAAAAUCCCACCCGGUUCCAGGCUGUUACACUUUUUGAAGGGUUUUUUUGUGUAAUGGGGAGGCAGCUAUUUCUCGCUCGCUUCCAUCGGAUAAGAAAUUUCUACUCAUUUUCCAAGCCAUACAAGUGGUAUAAUUUGAGGCCGUCGUUUUUUUUUUUGGUGGUUUCGUUAUGGAAACCUCACUCAAAGCUUCUGGAGUGUCCUAACGGCUACUGAUACCAGCAUCUGUUUAUUUGUAUAUUCCCCCGUUCAUCCUGUUACUUUUUAUUACCACGACAAAUCUUCGCCUUCCUGGUCGGAAGGAAAUCUAACCUUGAAAAGCUUCUUCUAUUUUCGGAAAGGCGGGAAAUAAAGCGGGAAAUCCUUUUGCGCAAAAUAGGAAAUCAUUUUACUGCACACUCGACGUUUUGAUUUGUGAUUUUGAAGGGCGAACUGGUUUCCUUGACUUUAAUCUGACGCUUCCCGUUGGUUGCGAAUAUAGUUGAAUGAAGUUUGUUCUUGGUUUUCUUUUCAAAAGGAAGAGCUUACAAUUGAUAAAACCUAUUCUGCAAACCAAAUACAAUUAAAACUGCUCGGAAAUUCCAUGUUUUUUUGCGGUUUGUCCUAAAGAGAACCGUCAUUACUGGUAAUUACGGAAUCUGGUAUCUCUUUGUACAGGCCAGUUUUCAAUAUUUGAUUAUCCGGGUUCUUAGCUUAAAGAUUUUGGAUUAUCCGUGUUAGACGAUAAUUUUUGCUACGGUUUAUCCGGGUAUUUGACACAUGCAUACUAAGAACAUCGAUGAACGUCAGUUUUGCGCUCUGUUUUACGUUCUUACAAGCACACAUUUUACCUCUUUUCAGUGCGCUUUAGUAUAAUAUUUCGGAUGCUUAAACAUAUUUCCUCUGCUCCUCCCAAGAACAACAAUACAGCGCACGCCCCCUUUAUAAUCCUUCCGACGGGAUUAGGCUCAACAAUGCGAUCAUUUCGAUUCAAAACCCCAUCCCUUGUCAGCUGAGAAAAUUUCUUCCCUAGCAACAGGAUUCCUUUAUUCCAUUAGGGCAGGCUGGCUGCGAUGCGGCAAGCUUAAUGCUGGGAAAGCCUGUAAGUGUGACACAAAUUGAAUUUCUUCCGAACGGCCUACUUCCAUGGUUCGUUGCGCCUGGAGAAGUAACCCUUCUUCGUGCGUUUCGAGGGCUCGUUCACUCAACCGUUCCGCACUAAAUCCAACUGUGCCAUGGAAACGAUAAUUAACAAGUCAAUUCAAACACUUCUGCUGCCGUGCGGAUAAGAAGCUCGAUACAGGUUCUCGGUUAAGAUCAGCUCGAACUCGGUGCACUACUAUUUGCAGAGCGGCAAUGCAAAUGCUUACAGCUCUGGUCGCCACCAGAGCCAGACGGUGGACAAGUGGUUUGGAAAAUGAGAGUGUAAUUAAUUUUCCCUACCAUUUGCUACCAGUUCUGAUACGAGCUUCCGGAACGAAGAAAUCGAUUCGUUUCUGGUGCUAGAAUUGGAUACGAAUCGUUCUUUAGUCCCGACAAUGGAAUCGGUGAACGUGACUCAAUUCGAUACACGAGAUGGCCAUUGAUUUUACUACCCUUUUUUCUUGAUUUUGAUGCUUUAAACAUCUUCUGAACGAAAAAACGAUAGAAAAGAUUCGAAAGAGGGCUAAGAAUAAAUAAUAAUUGUUAGAGCGAAUUUCAUGUAACAGCACAAUAUCGCUAGGGUACGCUUAGCGAACCUCGGUAGUCGAGCUGCCAAUCGAUAUUAGGGUGUAUGCGUGUAGAGUAAUUGUAACAAAAAGCUCCUCGAUAACAUCAACAAUAUUGACUCUUGUGUGAGCUUUGGGGUAAAUUAAGUAAGGAACAACAGUGUCCGUAGAGUGCACGUGCAAUAACACCUUUACCAUAGGACUGCUGUCACGCACAUACUAACACACACCCUCCCAACAUCCAACAGAAGCGUAUUUAUACCCUCGCCAUGUGAAUCGGUAGUAUUAGCUGUGAUAACAAAGGUAACAGAACUAAACACACACACACACACAAAAUAGAACAAGCCAGUAGAAACUUGUUAAUGAAUGUUGAUCGUAUAAAGGAGAGGAAAAUUAACAGAAAACAAAUAAAAAUUAGACACGUAGUGUAGGAAGUGCUAGUGAAUAGAAGAAAAGAAAAACCCGAAAGACAUUACCAGUAGAACUGUGGACAAUAAAUAUAUUACAGGCGUGUUGGAUAUAUUUGAAGCGAGCGAUUUCAUUGCAUGCUGCUCGGUGUAUGAUAAUAAGUAAAAGCAAAACCACACUAACGGUAUGCAUGUUAUAUUUACAAUGUUUCACCCCUAGAUUUUAGUGCCACGAGGAAAACAGAAAACACUGCUUUUGAAAAACUAGACAUCUAGAAAAAUACUGGAAAGACUAGAAUUGAAUGAUAAUAAACGAAGGAAAGUGAACAUGUGUGUGUGUCUAUGUGUAAGCGAUGUUAGCUCGUUGAAGUAGCAUCCAUUUCCUUUCCUCACAUCACAUGAGUAUUUUUAGUGGUAGUGGAUGGAAUCCAACGGUACACAACACAGCAAACACACGAGCAAUCCACCACAAAAAACCCACGACAAAAAAAAACAACCAACCACAAAUUGACAUACCUAAUGACAAUACACAUCAAAUACCUAAAACGUGCAAACACCCACAGAUUUUAACAUUAGAGUAGUUAUAUCGAUGAGAGAGAGAUAAAAAAACAAGACAAAAACACACAAAAAAAGUUGUUAAAUGCUUAAACCAAUGUUAGAAAGCAGGUAUCGCCGAGCAAGAUAAUAAAAUGCCAACAAUAAUAUAAAGCAAAAGUGACAUAUUGCAAGCACAUAGUGUAGAAUAUUUAUAUACAUGUGUGUAUGUGUGAAUGGUUUUUAAUUUUUGUUUAGAUAAAAUGCACUUGUUAAAAAAUGAUUGAAGCAACAACGGUGACAAGGAUAUGGGAAUGGUGAACGAACGAGUUUUUCGCCCCAGUUAACGUUCCUACCGUCAUUUUGUACCACGCGUAAGUGAUUUGUGGAAAAGGUUUAUAAAACGAACGAGAAAUAAAAUAAAAUUAUUCAAGGCCAAUUGCUCCCAAAGGGUUAACAGGAGUGCGUGUGUGUCAGUUUGGUUUUCGCAUUGUGCUAGGUGCCAAGUAGAGUUAUAGAAAAGGUAAUAAAAAAGAAACCAAAAAUAUAAUAAAAAAAACAUUUAUCCCUAACGUGUUACUAGUUUUAUAUUGUGAGUAAACAAGAGUGAAAAAAUUGAAAAAGAAGAGGACAAAAACUACGUUUCAAAAACGUUAAACUGUUAUUAACAAGUGCAUGAAGAGAAGUUUAAAAUGAAAGCAAAAAACAAGAAAAGAAACAAACAGAAGGAAAGAAAAAGUAACAACAAGGAAACAUUUUAGAGAAAAAUGAAAGUAGACUAGCAACGUUGAAAAGUAAAGACAAUAAAUGCAAAGCAAAGUAAACGAAGCAGAAAAACACCGAGGAGUUGUGCACGGAUCCUACAGUCAGUAUUAAAUGGAGCAAUGGUUUUUACUUUUAUCGCAGCAAGUUGAAUAACGGAAGAAACCCUAUAAGAAAAAGAAACACAACCAAAAAAAUAACUGUUCAAAAACCACUUACUAACUAGCUUCUAUUGUCCUGCUCGCAACCAAAAAAAUGGCCAACGUCAGUAGUAAUUGAACUUGGAAAACAUUAACUGCUCUAUUUCUAUAAGCAUGCGAAACACUCACACUAACCUAACCUAUAUUCGCUCACUACACUUUUUAGACCUAGUGAAGAAACCAUUGGUAGAAGUCUUGAACGGGGCUUGAUAGUGCCAAUAAUAAAGGCUGUAAUAACUUUGAUGUGAACCAUAGCUGUCAAACCGGUCCAGAAGUGUCAAAAGUGACAACAAGAAAACACACAAAUACUUAGAAAGAAAAAACAAUAAACGUGACACACAAAACGAGACAAAAUUUGAGGAAACAAAAUGUAAGUGGGCAAAACUACAUGUUUAGACGCUACCAGUUAGGUUCCAUAAGCUACAAAACCCAUUCCAGUGAAUUUUAGAGCGAAGAGCCCAGUUUUACUACUCAAAAUCCAAACAACGUGUGUAUGUGUGUGAGCUAAAAAUAAAGUCAUCGUCAUGAUAACAAUUUAUCAAUCCUUAA